AUGCCUUAUAGUCAUCAUUCACACUCUGGUCAAUUUUGUCGUCAUGCUGCGGGAAGUCUCGAAGACGUUGUUCUUGAAGCCAUACGGAGUGGCUUCGAAGUGUAUGGGCUUACUGAGCACGUUCCUAGAUAUCGGAUUGAGGACUUAUACCCCGAAGAGGCAGGAAUGGAUCUGCAAGCUCUGCAUGAUCAGUUUGACGCGUUCGUGUAUGAAGCCCAUCGCCUCAAAGCGCGAUAUGCGUCUCAAAUCACCUUGCUCGUCGGAUUAGAAACAGACUACAUUACUUCUAUCGACUUGGACCAAUUGGAUGCCUUGCUAGAACGCAAUCGCGGUAGGAUUGAAUACAUCGUUGGCUCCAUCCAUCACGUUGGAGAAAUACCCAUCGAUUUUGAUGUAGAUACGUUCAGAAAAUCCCUAGCCCAACAGCCAGGAACAUCGGAGAACGAACGGAUGGAGAACUUCCUAUGCCGCUACUUUGAUGCACAGUUCCACGUAUUGCAGAGAUUUCAUCCUGAGCUUAUUGGUCACCUUGAUCUAUGUCGACUAUAUCAUCCGGAGAUACGGCUUUCGGACUACUCUCGCUCAUGGAAGCGAUUGAAGCGUAAUAUAUCUUAUGCCAUCGAAUAUGGAGCUCUGUUUGAAGUAAAUGCUGCCGCGUUCAGAAAGAAUUGGAACACUGCAUAUCCUGCGGAAGAUUUGUUGAAGGUCAUCCUUCAAGAUGGCGGAAGAUUAGCGCUAUCCGAUGACAGUCACGGUCCUCAUGCAGUUGGAUUGAACUAUCGCCGUCUCCUGGAAUACCUCCGACGUGAAGGCGUUUCCGAGUUAUGGUACUUGCAGUUUUCUGAAAGUCCCAAUAAAGCCGGACGCAAUAUACAAGCUGUCAAGGCUCCCGGUGAGUGGUGGAAUCAUUCAUUCUGGAACAAGGAGUAG
Molecule: messenger RNA, 930 nt
Organism: Lentinula edodes (shiitake mushroom)
Lineage: Eukaryota; Fungi; Basidiomycota; Agaricomycetes; Agaricales; Omphalotaceae
Product: Polymerase/histidinol phosphatase-like protein
Exons: 3
Coding region: 1-930 (309 amino acids)
Biological process (GO): L-histidine biosynthetic process
Cellular component (GO): cytoplasm
Molecular function (GO): histidinol-phosphatase activity
Source: RefSeq, a predicted model, not a curated record